CAACGUCGUGUUUUUCCGUGGUUACCUCUGUAUCCAUGACCAGCCAUGACCUCCCAGAUUCAUCAGAAUUAUUCCACCGAGGUGGAGGCUGCUGUCAACCGCCUGGUCAACUUGCAUUUGCAGGCCUCCUACACCUACCUCUCUCUGGGCUACUAUUUCGAUCGCGACGAUGUGGCUCUGGAGGGCGUGGGCCAUUUCUUCUGCGAGUUGGCAGAGGAGAAGCGUGAGGGCGCCCAGCGCCUCCUGAAGAUGCAGAACCAGCGCGGCGGCCGCGCGCUGUUCCAGGAUGUGCAGAAACCUUCUCAGGAUGAGUGGGGUAAAACCGUGGAGGCCAUGGAAGCCGCCCUGGCCCUGGAGAAGAACCUAAACCAAGCCAUUUUGGAUCUUCAUGCCAUGGGUUCUGCUUGCACAGACUCCCAUCUCUGUGACUUCCUGGAGAACCAUUUCCUGGAUGAAGAGGUGAAGCUCAUCAAGAAGAUGGGCGACCACUUAACCAACCUCCACAGGCUGGCGGCCCCUCAGGCAGGAAUAGGCGAGUAUCUCUUCGAACGACUCACCCUCAAGCACGACUAGAAAACACGAGAGUCCAGCAGCCUUUGAGGGCCAUCUCUGCCUUGCCAGAUAUCAGGGUUUCCGCCCGAGCUUCUGCCUCUAGCCAUUGGGAAACUUCCUA
Messenger RNA from Dipodomys spectabilis (banner-tailed kangaroo rat), 673 nucleotides. Its product is annotated as ferritin light chain-like. The coding region runs from base 46 to 573 and encodes 175 amino acids. Gene Ontology annotation, molecular function: ferrous iron binding; ferric iron binding. Gene Ontology annotation, biological process: iron ion transport; intracellular iron ion homeostasis. Gene Ontology annotation, cellular component: cytoplasm. The transcript has a single exon. Lineage: Eukaryota; Metazoa; Chordata; Mammalia; Rodentia; Heteromyidae. The record is from RefSeq and is a predicted model, not a curated record.